Messenger RNA from Huiozyma naganishii CBS 8797, 462 nucleotides. RefSeq names its product GNAT family N-acetyltransferase. Gene Ontology annotation, cellular component: cytoplasm. Gene Ontology annotation, biological process: protein acetylation. The transcript has a single exon. Bases 1 to 462 code for a protein of 153 amino acids. Gene Ontology annotation, molecular function: N-acetyltransferase activity. Lineage: Eukaryota; Fungi; Ascomycota; Saccharomycetes; Saccharomycetales; Saccharomycetaceae. The record is from RefSeq and is a predicted model, not a curated record.
AUGGCCUCUGACAGCAUAGCGAUUAGAUACGUCACUGACGGUGACAAAGAGGAAUGGACCAGGUUAUGGCUUGGAUUCAGGGCCCAUUAUGAUAUUCCAAUCCCCGAUGGUCUCGGGGACGCCAAUUUCAAGAGAAUCAUGGACGAUUCCGUGGAUAUGUGGUCAGCGUUCGCCGUUGACACUUCAAGGGACGACAAGCCGAUCGGUCUUGUCAAUUGGGUGAGUCGACCAUCCACAUGGGACCUGACUGAUAUUGUAUACCUUCACGAUCUGUACGUGGACGAAAACGAGCGUGUUCGCGGCGUCGGACGCAAAUUGAUUGAGUUUGUCUACUCUGAAGCGGACAAGAGAGGCACCCCGCUGGUUUAUUGGACCACUGACCAUUACAACCACAGGGCACAGCUCCUGUACACGAAGGUAGCCAAGAAGACCAGCAAGGUGAUCUACGAGAGGGAGUUAUGA